GGGUGGAAGGAGCCGUCCCGCGGGCGCCGGCGAGGGUUAGGUCGGGUCGGCUGGGGACGCCGGUGCGCUAGCGCGGCAGGCCUCGUUGAAGGAGCGGAGGCGUCUCCCGCCGAGGGGUCACAAUGUCUGGCGUGGGAGUGGGCUCCUGCGGGGGGUCGGGCUCAGGGGCCUGUGGCGGCGGCGGGGCGGUGGCGGCGGCCUCCUCGUCGUCGUCGUCUCCCGGUGGAGGCGGCGGCCUGUCGAUGUUCCGCUGGCUGGAGGUCCUGGAGAAGGAGUUCGACAAGGCAUUCGUGGACGUGGACUUGCUGCUGGGCGAGAUCGACCCCGACCAGGCGGACAUCACCUACGAGGGGAGGCAGAAGAUGACCAGUCUCAGCUCCUGCUUCGCGCAGCUCUGCCACAAAGCGCAGACCGUCUACCAGAUCAACCACAAGCUCGAGGCACAGCUAGUGGACAUGAAAUCAGAACUGACAGAAACACGGGCUGAAAAAGCAGUAUUAGAAAAAGAGGUGCACGAUCAACUAUUACAACUCCAUGCCAUCCAGCUUCAACUCCAUGCAAAAACUGGUCAGAGUGUUGACUCGGGGACAAUAAAAGCAAAGUUGUCUGCCCCUUCUGUGGAGGAUAUGGAGAGAGAACUUGAAGCCAACAAGAAAGAAAAGGUGAAAGAAGCUCAACUCGAAGCUGAAGUGAAGCUACUUCGGAAGGAAAAUGAGGCACUUCGUCGACACAUAGCUGUGCUCCAGGCUGAAGUAUAUGGGGCAAGACUCGCAGCCAAAUAUUUAGAUAAAGAACUAGCUGGAAGGGUUCAGCAAAUUCAGUUACUAGGCAGAGAUAUGAAAGGACCUGCUCAUGAUAAACUCUGGAACCAGCUGGAAGCUGAAAUCCAUCUGCACCGGCAUAAAACUGUGAUCAGGGCAUGUCGCGGUCGUAAUGAUCUAAAGCGACCCAUGCAAGUACCCCCAGGACAUGAUCCAGAUUCCUUAAAGAAGAGUCAAGGUGUUGGUCCCAUAAGGAAAGUUCUGUUGGUGAAAGAAGAUCACGAAGGACUGGGCAUUUCAAUUACCGGUGGAAAGGAGCAUGGUGUUCCCAUCCUCAUCUCUGAAAUUCACCCAGGUCAGCCUGCUGAUCGAUGUGGAGGUCUGCAUGUUGGAGAUGCCAUUUUGGCAGUAAAUGGUGUUAAUUUGAGAGAUGCCAAACAUAAAGAAGCUGUAACUAUUCUUUCGCAGCAGAGAGGGGAAAUUGAGUUUGAAGUUGUGUACGUUGCUCCAGAAGUGGACUCAGAUGAUGAAAAUGUAGAAUAUGAGGAUGAGAGUGGACAUCGUUAUCGUUUGUAUCUUGACGAAUUGGAGGAAGGUGGAAACUCUGCUUCCAAUAGAAAAUCUGGAUGUGGAGAUGUCAAACAAUUGCAAGUGUUUGAUAAGAAAGCAAGUAUUGAUGGCCAUGAAAAUGGAGACCUAGGAAAUUCAGUUGAAACAGAGGAGACUAUAUCUAAACUAGACCAAUCUGCUGAAAGCUUAGCCUAAAACCACCACUAACUCAUCAGUGGGACUGGUCCCUUCCCCAAGACAGGUUGUGUAGACUGUUCUGCAUUCAAAAUUCCACAUAAAAUUAUAAAGGACUAUUAAAGGGAUAAAGAGGAGCUGUGUUGCUGUUGCCUGGAAAAAAGCUGUUCUGUUGGUUACCUCAGGGCUUCAUUAUGAGCGUAUCUAAAUGUGUAAAAUUUCCCAUUUUUCUAAGAAGUUGCAUGUCAGAUUAAUUUCCUUUGAAUUAUAAGCACCAAAGCAUGUUGUUUCCAAAGGCUUUUCUUCAAUUUAACUUUGGAUCUUGUUUAUGAUAAAAGGGAUAGACUAAAGCAAAAGACCUUUGACACUUGAAUCCUCUGACUAAUAGCAGAAGCAGAAAAUUGGCAUUCAUUUGCUAGAGAAAUAGAUUUUAAUGACCAUAUAUAAGGGAGACAUGAUUUCUCAGAGGUAAAAUCCAUGACUUAUCUAGUUGCUUUUAAAAUGUGUAUUGUAAAAAGUAAACAGCAAAGUCAAUUCAUUUCAGAUUUUCACAAUAUACAAAAAUAAGUUUGGUUUAAAACAUACACAUACAAAACAUUUUAGCUGCUAAAUAUUUAUUGUGAUGUUAAAUCUCUGAAUUAGAUUCUAGUGAUCUGUUCCUGAGAUAUUUUUCAGCAUUAUUUAAUGCAGCAUAUA
Messenger RNA from Lacerta agilis (Sand lizard), 2201 nucleotides. RefSeq names its product golgi associated PDZ and coiled-coil motif containing (gene GOPC). Lineage: Eukaryota; Metazoa; Chordata; Lepidosauria; Squamata; Lacertidae. The coding region runs from base 123 to 1526 and encodes 467 amino acids. Gene Ontology annotation, cellular component: Golgi apparatus; trans-Golgi network transport vesicle; membrane. The record is from RefSeq and is a predicted model, not a curated record. Gene Ontology annotation, molecular function: transmembrane transporter binding. Gene Ontology annotation, biological process: negative regulation of protein localization to cell surface. The transcript has 9 exons.